This is a messenger RNA of Lichtheimia ornata, 2202 nucleotides long. RefSeq lists its product as uncharacterized. The record is from RefSeq and is a predicted model, not a curated record. The coding region runs from base 1 to 2202 and encodes 733 amino acids. The transcript has 2 exons. Gene Ontology annotation, molecular function: Hsp90 protein binding. NCBI's taxonomy places the organism in Eukaryota, Fungi, Mucoromycota, Mucoromycetes, Mucorales, Lichtheimiaceae.
AUGCACCCCGACCUUGUCGAUGCCAUUAAAAACGCGCGUAUAUCACCGGAUGCAUUGCUUGAGCAUUUUAAUCAAGGACAAAUUGAGCUAAACAAGAACCAGUAUCAAGCAUCAUCAGACCAUUUUACGGCUGCCAUUGACGAGGCUACCAAUUCGCUCUCAACAUUAUUGCUUAGCCGUGCUCUUGCAUAUACUAAUGAUGGGGAACAUGAUCGUGCCCUUGCUGAUGCACGUAAAGUGAUGGAAAUUACACCAGCAUCUGCUGAUGGAUAUCUAUGUGCUGGUGAUGUAUACGUCGUUAAAGCCAACAUGGAGGAGGCGUUGCGGGUUUAUCGUAAUGGCGUAACGAAUGCAAACAAAGAACAUCCUCAGUAUCACAGCCUGGAGACCACCUUGGAUCAUUUAUACAACAACGUCAUUCUCCCAACCAAUGCUCACCUAUUGGAGCGUUUAGGCAAGCGUAUUACCAACCACGUAUUUUCAUUUCUUCCAUUACGAGAUCGUGUGGUAUGUGCUGCGACAUGUCACACAUGGAGAACGUAUCUCUUUUCUUGGGAGGGCAUGUGGCACCAUCUCCGAUUUACGAGCGGCAUAUCGACCCAAUGCCUCGAUAGCUUGUUUGCGCGCAUUGAAAAAGGAGAUCAAGUGAAAACAUGCACAAUAAUAGCCAAGUGGGAUGAUUUUGAUUUGGCACCUCAAGUUCUCGAACGUUUGGUCGUACGUCUUAAGUGCCGCAAUCUUGAAGCAUUAAGUGUUGGCAAUUGCAAUGUCAAAACGACCCAAUGGAUGAUACGCCUUUUGCGCAUGAACAUCAAAACAAUGAAGUCCUUGGCUCUAAUCAACGUUGCACAGCAACUGUAUCCACUCAUUCAACAAGUACUCGAUCUAUGCCCUGGCAUCAUCAACCUGGUUUUCGAUUUGCAUGAGCUUUGGAAUGGGCAAUCCAAAGUACGGGACAUCGACUAUAAAGCGGAAAAAGUCAUCCCACCUUCAUCCAUAUGGCGGCCAAGAACACCGUUGGCAUUACAACAACUCAAGUUGACAUCGAAAAUCUUGCAUCAUAAUAAGGAAGGGGUAUACACCUUUGCACACUUUUUGUCCACGUUCCUCCCGCAUUGUCCUGAAUUAUGCAAUCUGGUUGUUCGUGGUGAUACGACACGUUGCCUAGAUGGUGUCGUUGAUGCUCUUAAUGCUUACUGUCCCAAACUAAGAGGUUUGGUGCUUGAUGAUCAUACCAUUGCGGACGAUAAUAGAAAGUACGAUUUUGCUUUUGGUGCGCCUUUUCCUCCUCCAAAGUUGUCAAUACGCACCAUGUUCUUAGAGAAAGGCAACCUUUGUGAUGACUUUGAUCAAAAGUUAGCAGCAUUAGCCAUGCGUGUUGCACCCCAUGUACGAGUUUUGGACGCUGACAUAUCAUCCCUAUCCCAGUUGGCUUUGAAGGCACUUGGCGAAAUCAAGACACCCAACCUGGAAGAUCUCACAUUGACCGCAAACUUUUUGCCAAUGAAGGAAAUAAUGGACCACGCACUCUGCAACGAGCUAACACGUACAAUUAUUCAAGGUUGCUCCAUGAGAAGCCUCAAAAAGGUAGCUCUACAUAACCUAUCGAUCGACGACAGCGUCUUGGAUAGGUUACCUUCGGGCCUUACGACACUUGAUCUCUACAUCAAAGACAAUAAUGUCACAUCUCAAGGAUUGAAACGCUGUACAAGCAGAAUGCAGGGACUUACCAAGCUAGACCUGCAUCAUCAUGAUGUUAUUUUGAAGAAGCAAUAUGCCGGUGCCAGCAUCGUUGAUGGUGAUCUACUCAACGUGAUCGCACAAUUGCCAUCCAUCGUUGAACUUAGCCUUGCCUUCAGCCCUGACGGUGAUGUUCAGCCCAUAUUCUCAAAGUUUGCUAAGGAGUUACGAUACAACCAUCCACAUCUACCCAUGAAAUCACUGAGACUUGGAGGUCCUAUCCUUACAACAAGCAUUUUAGAAAAUCUGGUGUGCUUGCCAAACUUGGGCUAUUUGAACGUUAUAAUGGCUGCAGGCAUCAACGCUGAACAAAUCAAGGAAAUCCUACACAAGAAUAUGGAGAAUGGCAACCAACCACGUCCAUUGCAUUUGGUAGCUAGUAUCCAUGUGAACAAACGUCGUGACACGGUCACCUUUAAGAAUGGUGAGAUUGUAACAGAGACUCAGAUGAUACGUGAAUAG